AUGGACUAUCUUCGCAGCUUCGGCUCUGCUGCGGUGUCGACUCUAGUCCAGAAAUCAGGGCUAAAUCUACCGUUCUCGCUGGGUGCCAAGGUUUAUUCCUGCGAGACAUUCUGGACCUUGUAUGAUGCUACCAAACGGGAGGAUGGUAGCCCGGUCUCGGUUUUCGAGUAUGAUCUGACCCACCCUCUCAACAAGUCCACCAUACCCCUUGCCCGCAACUCCCUCCGCAAGCUGCGCACCAUACGACAUCCUGAUGUACUUAGAUUCAUCGAUGUAGUAGAAUCCGACUCAGCCAUUUGCAUCAUGACCGAAAGGGUUCGACCUCUACCUCUCGCGCUAUCCCAAUCAUCCUCCAAUGUUCCACGCGAGCGAGAGGACUGGCUUAUUUGGGGACUACACCGAAUUUCAGUUGCUCUUGCAUUUCUGAACGAUUCUGCUUCAUCCACCCAUGGUAAUGUUCGUCCAAAUGCCAUCUUUAUCACUCCUUCAGGAGAGUGGAAGCUGGGGGGCUUCGAGGUGUUGAGCAAUCCAAAAGAUGAUCUUUCUGUUAUAUAUACCAUGGGCGGCCUCAUGCCAGACGCAAUGGCAUGCGCACCCCCAGAAGUCAAGAAAGAGGGUUGGUCUGCCCUCAAAGACGUACCAGUAUCAGCUGCGGACGGAUACGCUCUCGGUCUGCUUCUACAUGCCGUCUUCAAUCCUACCCACCCUCCUCCACCGACUGCUCAGCCUCCCCAUCCACCACCUCAAGUUUCUUCCAGAGGCGCCAUACCCUCAUCCGUCUUUCCUUCCUUCAAAAAGCUCCUUAACCCGAAUGCAAAAUUACGAAUGUCACCCAAGAACCUACUAGAUAUUGGUAUGGCAGAGUCGGAUGGAGAAGGACAUGGAUUUUUCGUACGUAACCGGCUUGUCAAGGUCUGCGCUGGACUGGACGGAUUCACCCUGAGCAGUGAAUCUGAAAAGGCAUCAUUACUGCGGACGCUAAAGGAAUCCGCAUCUUCAUUUCCUCCCGAAUUCAUCUCUUACCGCAUCCUCCCAUGCCUUGCCUCCGCACUCGAGUUCGGCGGUGCCUCAGCAGCAACCAUCGUCCCUCUCGUCCUCCAAUUUGGAAAGAACGUCGCACCCGACGACUAUGGCUCAGCUGUUGUAGCACCCCUGGUCAAACUCUUUGCGAGUGCCGACCGUGGUACGCGUAUCGCGCUUCUCGACAAUCUCCCCGACUUCGCUGAGAAACUGGAUAAGAAAACAGUUGUCGAUAGGAUUUGGCCACACCUGCAAACUGGUUUCACUGACACAGUCGCUGUCAUACGAGAAGCUACUGUCCGCGCUAUCGUCCUACUUUCUCCCAAGCUAUCCGAUCGCAUUCUCAACAACGAACUCCUCCGCCACCUCGCCCGCCUCCAAUCAGACCCAGAAGCCUCCAUCCGCACCAACACGUGUAUUCUUAUCGGCCGGCUGGGCCCUUCGCUAGGGUAUAACACCAAACGAAAAGUUCUCGUUCCCGCGUUCAGUAUGGCGCUCAAGGAUUCGUUCGUCCACGCUCGGGUGGCGGGCGUUAUGGCGUUCAUGGCAACCGCGGAGUGCUUCGAGAUCGACGACGUGGCUAGUAAAGUCGUUUCAGCUGUUGUAGGUGCUACGCUGGAUAAAGAAAAGUUGGUUCGUGACCAGGCGUUCAAGGCGGUCGAGCUUUUUAUCAAGCGUUUAGAGACUCAUGCUUCGACUAUGCCGGAGACAGCAUCUACAGAAGAUGGCGGGGAAGAUCUAAACACGAGGCUUCCGGGUGCAUACACCCAGGCUGGCCUUGUGAACUCAGCGACGGGCGCAGCAGCAGCUCUCACAGGGUGGGCUGUUUCGUCCCUUGGCAAAAAGGCACGUUUGAUCUGUCUUGCCUAA
Suillus subaureus is the source of this 1890-nucleotide messenger RNA. RefSeq names its product armadillo-type protein. Gene Ontology annotation, biological process: tRNA export from nucleus; protein phosphorylation. Lineage: Eukaryota; Fungi; Basidiomycota; Agaricomycetes; Boletales; Suillaceae. The record is from RefSeq and is a predicted model, not a curated record. Gene Ontology annotation, cellular component: cytoplasm. The transcript is spliced from 10 exons. The coding region runs from base 1 to 1890 and encodes 629 amino acids. Gene Ontology annotation, molecular function: ATP binding; protein kinase activity.